ACAACUUAAAAGCAAAAUGCUUCUCUAUAUUGUAGUUGUAUCAUCAAUUGUGGCCAUUGCAAAUGCUAUAAAAGUAGCUCCAUUAACAAAUCCUUGUAGUCAAAAAUCGUUCGACUUGAAUGAAUGCAUUUCUAUUAAAUUAGAUGAUGCAAAACCGUAUCUACUGGAUGGAAUACCCGAAUUAUCCAUACCUAGUUUAAAACAUAUCUAUAUUCCGUACUCGUAUCUGAACAGAUCCAACUAUGAAUUCGGAGUAUGGAACUACGAUAUUACAGGUCUUGAAAAUUUCAAUAUCCUAAAAGUUGACGUAGAUCCAAAAGAGAACAUCUUUAAAAUCGAAAUCGAAUUUCCAUAUGGUGAAGGUAAUGGUUCGUAUGGAUUCAAAGGCAAUUUGUUUAAUUUGAAUUUUGAUGGCACCGGACCAAUCAAAGUGAAUGGAACAACAUUAAUUGUAAAUUUAGUACUGAAAACCAAGGUAGUUCAACGUAAUGGUCACAAUUACUUGGAGAAGGUAAACAGCCAUGUGAAUGCAAAAAUACAUGGUAGCUUUUAUAUGUAUCUUUAUAACUUGUAUUCGGGAAAUACAAUGAUUACGGAAAUUAUGAAUCUAGUUAUAAAAGACAAUAGUUUUUAUAUGUUCGAACUGGUUGCUCCAAUUCUAGAAAACCAGAUAAAAAGUCUUCUCGAUAAAGCUAUUGACAAUGUCUUCAAAACUUAUACCUACGAAGAGCUUUUACCUUAAGUUAUAAUUAUGUUAUACAUACAAAUAUGUUUGUAUUUCCAUUGUUAACUUUCCUCUUUCCAUA
Molecule: messenger RNA, 806 nt
Organism: Nicrophorus vespilloides
Lineage: Eukaryota; Metazoa; Arthropoda; Insecta; Coleoptera; Silphidae
Exons: 3
Coding region: 17-742 (241 amino acids)
Source: RefSeq, a predicted model, not a curated record